AUGAUAUCACACAAUGUAGUUGAAUUAGUGCGUUUUAAUGACACUGUAUUACGAAUCUUAUGCGUGCCGACUGUGGUUGUCACUGUAUUCUGGGAACAAACCGCUUUGCUUAUCAUGGCUGAAAAACGGAGCACUGGAAGUCGAUCUAAGUCAAAAAAGUUGGCAGAAAGACCCGGGACUCUGAGCAACCGCGAUGACUUGUCGGGCGGUCUUAACGAAGCUAUGGCCGGUGGUAGUGGCCAAGUGGAAAUGAGACGUGGUCGCCGAUCGACAGUGAGGCGCAGGUCGAAGAGGCGCAGGAGCAGGUCACGGUCCGGUCGCCGUCGGGGCAGGAGACGCAGCGUUGGCAGUGCCGAAGAAGACGACUACGACACGACCACAGACGCUGAGGAAGACGACGACUCGUCAGCGGUGGACGCGUCGUCCAGGAGGAGAUCAAGAAGACAGAGGAGGCGACGUCGCCACCAAUAUCAGGUCAGUAGUGGUAGCGACGACGAUGACGACACCGAAACAGAGGCCACCGACGCGACGUCCACCGAAGACGCUUCGUCGUCCAGCGGUGGCGGUGACGGAGGCGGAGGAGGAGGCGGAGGAGGAGGUCCUCGAGCAGACGGUCGAUGGGGUGCAAAAAGAAGAGGAGGAGAAGGAGGAGAAGGAGAAGCAGUUGCUGUGUCACCGGCUUUGAAGACUCCGCGAUCGAAGUCGAAGAUAUUUUGUCCGACGACUUGGGAGAG
Myzus persicae (green peach aphid) is the source of this 734-nucleotide messenger RNA. RefSeq names its product CAX-interacting protein 4-like. The transcript has 3 exons. The annotation marks the transcript as partial. The record is from RefSeq and is a predicted model, not a curated record. NCBI's taxonomy places the organism in Eukaryota, Metazoa, Arthropoda, Insecta, Hemiptera, Aphididae.